AUGUCGCCAGCCAUCAAAAACCACGAGCCUAAUCUCGACAUUAGCUUCCAAGGUAAUAUCAAUUUCCCAGCCGAAGCCGACUACCUGAUCCUAUCCAAGCUCGUGUUCGACUGGGCAGAUAGCUAUGAUGCCAAGGACUGGGAACGCUUGCGUGGCAUCAUUGCCCCAACCCUGACGGUGGACUAUACCGAGGUCGGUCUAAGAAGAUGGGAUGACAUGUCUGCCGAGGAGUUUAUGGGGAUGGUCACGCAUCCAGGCUUCCUCGGGGACCCAACAAUCAAGACACAGCACCUUCUAGGCCAGACAUGGUGGGAGAAGAUCUCCGACACUGAGGUGAUUGGCCAUCAUCAGCUGCGCGCCGCUCAUCAGGUGUAUACCGAUGAAACCCUUAAAGAGGUCAAACUGCGCGGACACGGGCAUGCGACUAAUGAGCACUAUUAUCGCAAGGUCGAUGGUGUUUGGAAAUUUGCUGGAUUGAAGCCACAUGUACGAUGGAAUGAGCUUCGCUUUGAUGAGGUCUUUAGAGGACUGGAUUGA
Molecule: messenger RNA, 537 nt
Organism: Penicillium cosmopolitanum
Lineage: Eukaryota; Fungi; Ascomycota; Eurotiomycetes; Eurotiales; Aspergillaceae
Gene: arp1
Product: scytalone dehydratase arp1
Exons: 3
Coding region: 1-537 (178 amino acids)
Biological process (GO): melanin metabolic process
Molecular function (GO): scytalone dehydratase activity
Source: RefSeq, a predicted model, not a curated record